UCUCCCACUUCAUGCACAAGGUCCCCUUCCCCUCCUCCCAGAGGCCCAGGAUACUGGUGCAGCUCUCUCCUCACGACAGCCUGAUGUUGAGCCAGCCUGUGUCCUCCCCUCUACCACUCAGUGGUGGUCGGUUCUCCAUACUGCUGCAGAACCUCGGUCCGGAGAAUGCUAUAACGCUCCUGGUGUUUGCUGUGACAGAACAUAAGAUCCUGGUCCACUCUCUACGGCCCGCUGUUCUGACCAGUGUCACUGAGCUCUGGUGGCUAUGAUCUUCCCAUUCCACUGGCCGUGUCCGUACAUCCCUCUGUGCCCGCUGGCCCUAGCAGGAGUCCUCUCCGCCCCCUGCCCCUUCAUUGUGGGUGUCGACUCACGUACUUUGACCUUUACGACCCCCGCUGGACGUCAGCUGUGUCGACCUCGACACAAACACCAUCUCCCACAACGAAGAUAAGAGGGCCCUUCCUGGGAAAUCC
Molecule: messenger RNA, 473 nt
Organism: Salvelinus sp. IW2-2015
Lineage: Eukaryota; Metazoa; Chordata; Actinopteri; Salmoniformes; Salmonidae
Product: C-myc promoter-binding protein
Biological process (GO): regulation of Rab protein signal transduction
Cellular component (GO): cytoplasmic vesicle
Source: RefSeq, a predicted model, not a curated record